Microplitis demolitor is the source of this 660-nucleotide messenger RNA. Its product is annotated as glutathione S-transferase 1-1-like. The record is from RefSeq and is a predicted model, not a curated record. The transcript has 7 exons. The coding region runs from base 1 to 660 and encodes 219 amino acids. Gene Ontology annotation, molecular function: glutathione transferase activity. Gene Ontology annotation, biological process: glutathione metabolic process. NCBI's taxonomy places the organism in Eukaryota, Metazoa, Arthropoda, Insecta, Hymenoptera, Braconidae.
AUGUCACUGGAGCUCUAUCAUAUGGAAGAAAGCAGUCCAUGUCGUGCUGUUCGACUUGUAAUACAAGCUCUGGGUCUUGAUGUUAAUUAUACAUUGGUUAAUGUAUUAAAUGGAGAACAUUUAACUGAUGAGUAUCAACAACUAAACCCUCAGCAAACUAUUCCGCUAUUGAUUGAUGAUGAUUAUAAAUUAAGUGAAAGUCGUGCAAUAAUGUGUUACUUAGUGGAUCAGUACGGUGGUGAAGAAAAUCAACGGCUGUAUCCAACAAAUCCAAAAGCUCGUGCAUUAGUUAAUGCACGUCUACAAUUUGACGCUGGAAUUUUAAAUCCAUCAGUCGUAAAUUGCUAUUAUGGAUGGCUGUUUAGAGGACAAGAUGGUUAUGAAGAAGAGAAACACGAUAAAGUGAAGGAGGCAUUCCAAGUGCUGGAUAAACUUGUUGAGGGGCAUGACUACAUCGCCGGACGAAAUUUAACGAUCGCCGAUUUAGCUCUGAUCGCAACUGUUUCAACAGCCGAAACAGUUGGCUUCGGGCUCGACGACUAUAAGAACGUGAGUGAGUGGGCGGAGAGGGUGAAAAGUUCUGCCCCAGGAUACAGAGCUGCUAAUGAAAACUUGUUGUCGCCAUUGUCAAUAAAGCUCAGACCCGAGUUCACGAGAUAA